Messenger RNA from Triplophysa rosa, 1897 nucleotides. RefSeq names its product BPI fold containing family C, like (gene bpifcl). The coding region runs from base 176 to 1591 and encodes 471 amino acids. The transcript is spliced from 16 exons. Gene Ontology annotation, molecular function: lipid binding. The record is from RefSeq and is a predicted model, not a curated record. NCBI's taxonomy places the organism in Eukaryota, Metazoa, Chordata, Actinopteri, Cypriniformes, Nemacheilidae.
GUCAGCGAGCAGCGGCAUAAUAACAUUUGGUUUUACAAACCAUAAAGAAUGUAUCGACAGUGCGCUUAAAAGGAAACUUUUUGCAACAAAACUUUCCCCGAAACAUGUGGGACAACAUCCAAUUUUGUAAGAAACCUGCAAAGGCAUCACAAAGAGAGACAGCAGCAGGUGAAAGAUGCAGACGCUUGUUUUCUUCGUCCUCAUGUUAACACAAACACAUGCAGAUCCUCCUGCACUUCAAACUCUUCUGACACACAAGAGUCUCACACACGGGUCUCAGAUGAUGUCAGUGUGGAUCCAGCAGAAACUGAAGAGCACUGGACUUCCAGAGGUUCAUGGUAAUGUGGACAUCGGCAUCGGCACUAUAGACUUCACCCUCUCAAACAUGCAGAUUGUGCAGAGCAGUAUUGCAGGUUUCACACCGGCGUUUGUGCAGGGAACAGGUGUAUCUGUCAAGAUCACUCAGCUCUCAUUGGCUGUCACCGGCGGCUGGGCCACACACUUCGGCAUCAUUCAUGACGGCGGUUCAUUUGAUCUGCGGGUGAACAGUAUUAAUGUCAACACACUGCUUGAGUUCAGUGAUGAAUCAGCUCGUCUCUUCGUCUCCAUCAUAUCCUGUACUGCUGAUGUCACAGGUGUGGACGUCAACUUUCACGGAGGAGCAAGUUUUGUCUUUCAGCCGUUUGUCAGUCAGUUUAGAGGACAGAUCGCAGAUAUGAUACGUCAGCAGAUUUGUCCAGCAGUAGGUCAAGUGAUUGAUGAUGUAGAGAAACACCUUCAGCAGAUAUCUGUGAAUGUAGCUGUGGAUCAGAAUAUCUAUCUGAGUAUUCCUCUGACGUCUUCUCCCAUCGUGACAGAUGACAGCUUUCAGUUAGACAUGAAGGGUGAAUUCUACAGCAUCAGUUCUCCGUCUGAACCGCCGUUCUCUCCUGAAGUGUUUGACCUGCCGUCCACAGAAGACUACAUGAUGUCUGUGGGUCUGUCAGAAUUCUUCAUGAAUUCAGCUGUGUAUUCAUACUUCAGCGCUGGACUGCUUCACAUCCGCAUCACAGAUGACAUGAUACCCCAGAGUUCACCGAUCCAUCUGAACACCAGCCAGUUCAGCAUCUUCAUCAAACAGCUGUCUACAUUAUAUCCAGACAUGAAGAUGCAGGUGAUGUUAUACGCCAGUGAGACGCCGAUGUUCUCCUUCAGUCCAGGAGAGAUGAGUCUUCAUGUACCCGCUUCAGCAAAGUUCUCUGCUGUUCAACGUGACGGCGCUCUGACACCUCUCUUCAGACUGGACGUGAACGGAUUCUUCGUUGGAAAUGCUCAGAUUCAAAAUCAACAUCUGACCGCAGCUUUCAAAUUAAAAAAUUUAACUCUGACUCUCGGAUCUUCUGAAAUCGGUGAUUUCAAGACAGAAGCACUUGAACGAGUGGUAAAGAUGGUAGUGAACAUGUUUGUUCUUCCAAAGUUGAAUGAGCAGCUGCAGACUGGAGUUGAGUUACCUGUACCACAGGGCUUCAGUCUGAGUGAAAGCAACAUCAUCCUGAAGAACGGAUUUCUGCUCAUUCUGACAGAUGUUGAAGUCGCGUCAAGCCAUCUCUAAGAUGCCAACACUGAACGUGUCAAACAAAUACAUACAUGCAGUUUCUGUUCACGCUGCAGUGAAUCGAGAAUCAUUCUUGACAUCAUGUGGUUUUCUUCAGUUACGUUCUUUCACAUUCUAGGUAAACUCAUUUGUUAUCAAAAUAAUCGUACAUUCAUGUCUGAGGAACAGACAACAUUGACACCUGCAGCAGAGAACUCUGCAAUAAAGCAAUAAACAACAAACAAUGAAAAAGUAUCUUUUCAGUUAGAUGGAUGUUGUGAUCAGUCAAAUAAAAGAACGGAAGAAGCAUUUCUGGUUUCAUGU